CACAUAUACAUACAAUCAUACAAAUUGUUUUUGUACGUAAUAUUAUAGAUUUUUAUCUCUCCGUUCUAUUUAUAAUGUUGCAGUGUGACCUUUCAAGCGUUGUUUAAAAUUUUUCUUACCAGAGAGGAAAAAAAUGCUGUAAUUGGCAAGAAGAGGGGACUAGGACUGGGACUGGAACUCCUCUUCAUGAUGCUUGGAGAUUCAGACGGCGGUGCAGCUUCCGUGAAGGGUAAUGAAAGUGGUGAAGCCGGGCUUGGAAGCGGCGGUUUUGGGGAGGAAGAUAAGUUGGGAAUUGAGGAAGGUGAUAGGAGUGGUGGCGGCGGUGGAAACCGGUGGCCGAGGCAAGAAACACUAGCCCUUUUAAAAAUUCGAUCUGAUAUGGACGUUGCUUUUCGGGACUCAAGUCUCAAGGGUCCAUUAUGGGAAGAAGUUUCAAGGAAAAUGGCGGAGCUUGGCUAUCAAAGAAACCCCAAGAAAUGCAAAGAGAAAUUUGAGAAUGUGUACAAGUACCACAAAAGAACUAAAGAAGGUCGAUCUUCAAAACCAGAUGGCAAAACUUAUAAGUUUUUUGAUCAAUUACAGGCUCUUGAACAUAAUCCUCUACCACUAUUAGCUCCUCCACCACUUGGUACUACAAAUCCACCAAUUGCAGCCAAGAUUAGCCCUACAAGCACUGUCCCACAAAGAAUCAAUACUCCGACAAAUUUUUCAUUUCCACCUUUGCAGCCACCAACAAUGCACACCACAAAUCCUCUUCAAACUCAUACUCUUCCACCUUCUCGUCCAAAUAUAUCAAUUUCGACCUCUUCUUCGACUUCGUCUGAUGAGGAUAUUCAGAGGCGGCACAAGAGGAAGCGGAAAUGGAUGGAAUAUUUCGAGAUACUAAUGAAGGAUGUAAUUGAGAAACAAGAAGAAUUGCAUAAGAAAUUCUUGGAAACGCUCGAAAAACGUGAAAGAGAUCGAAUCGCUAGAGAGGAAGCUUGGAGAGCAGAAGAAAUGGCGAAAUUGAACAAGGAGCAUGAACUUUUAGUCCAAGAAAGAUCAAUUGCUGCAGCCAAAGAUUCAGCAGUUAUUGCAUUUUUGCAGAAAAUAUCUGGACAACAGAACUUGCAAAUUCCAACUGUACAAGUGCCCCACAGUCCAUCUCCACCGGUGGCGCCACCACAACAACCACCAGCACCGCCACCAGUUCCAGUAACAGCAGAAGCAACACCAGUAAGAAUCGAAACUCCCAAAGCCGAUUACAGAAGUGAAAACUUACCUCUUGCUAGCUCUUCCCGAUGGCCUAAAGCUGAAGUUCAAGCUCUGAUCAAGCUCCGAACUGAUCUUGAUCUAAAGUACCAAGAUAACGGGCCGAAGGGGCCACUAUGGGAGGAGAUAUCGGCUGCCAUGGCUAAAAUUGGCUACAACCGGAACGCGAAGAGGUGCAAAGAGAAAUGGGAGAACAUCAACAAGUACUUCAAGAAAGUGAAAGAGAGCAACAAAAAAAGACCCGAAGAUUCAAAGACAUGCCCAUAUUUCGAACAGCUCGAUGCAAUAUACAAAGAGAAAGCCAAGAAUGAAUCUUCAUCGAUCAAUUCUGGGUACUCAUUACCAAAGCCUGAUAAUCCAAUCGUGCCGUUGAUGGCAGUCCCUGAGCAGCAAUGGCCACUACCUCUGCGGGCGGAGCACCAGCAAGAAUCAGCAUUAGAUGAUGAACACGAAAACAUUGAUCAAAAUGAUCAUGAUAACGAUCGAGAUGAUGAUGAUGAUGGAGAUGAUAGGGAUGAUGAUGAAGACGAAGAUGAAGAUGAAGAUGGAGGAGGUGGGUACAAAAUUGUUACAAACAAGCAGCAAUCUUCAGUUACAAGCACUGCAUUUGAGUAAGCUAUUUAGAGAGAGAAAAGGGGAAGAUAAGUUGUUAAAAAUCUGGCAAGUGGACUGUGCUUCUGGGAGUGGGACAGAAUUGCAGAAGGUGUCUGAAGGAUGGGGGAUGCGGGGUACGUGGUGGCGGUAAAUUUCUAAGCCAAAUACACAUUCAUUAGAGGAUAUUAGUGGAAGAGAAGUGGGGGUGACAGAGUUUAUUAGUUCGAUAUAAGUUUAAUUUCAUAAUUUAUUUAUUAUUUCAAAAAUAAAUAAAUUAAAGGAGUGGGAUUAAAAAUAAAUAAAAAAUAGAAGGUUUUCAGAAAAACAAAUAAGGUAAUAGCAUUUGUACUAUUUGUUUUGUUUACUUGGUGAAGGUGUAAUUGUCCAAACUUAUAAAUUUAUGUCAACUUCUUAAUGCGUUCUACUCGAUUCAA
Olea europaea var. sylvestris is the source of this 2279-nucleotide messenger RNA. RefSeq names its product trihelix transcription factor GT-2-like. Bases 187 to 1866 code for a protein of 559 amino acids. NCBI's taxonomy places the organism in Eukaryota, Viridiplantae, Streptophyta, Magnoliopsida, Lamiales, Oleaceae. The transcript is spliced from 3 exons. The record is from RefSeq and is a predicted model, not a curated record.